AUGGCAUGGAGCGAACCCGAAGUAAAACGACCGAAGCUCGACCACCGCGGCGGCUGCGACGAUGAGGGCCGCCCGGUCUUCGUCGACGACGAUGGCGACCUGAGCCUGCACGUCGGCCCGGAGGGCAAGACGGCGACCUACGUCGUCUGCGCCAAGACGCUCGCGCGCCACUCGCCCAUCUUCCGCAGGAUGCUCUUCGGCGGGUUCAAGGAGUCGAAGCCGCUGGACGGGAGCGAUUGGGUCAUCGAGCUGCCCGAGGACUCGCCCGAGGGGUUCAAGAUCUUCCUCGACAUGGUCCACGGGUGGUUCGGGAGGGUGCCGGAGGAGUUGUCGCUCGACCAGCUGGUGGACGUCCUCAUCAUCACGGAGAAGUACGACGCGACGGCCAUCACGCGGCCUUGGGCCCGGGGCUGGCUGAAGGCCGUCGAGGACAGCACGUCCGGGUUCGGGUUGUUGUGCGCGGCGUGGGAGCUGGGGGACAUGGCGACGUUUGAGAAGAUGAUUUUGAAGAUCAUCGAUGAGGCGGAGUGUUCAGCGGAUGAGAGCCGUCGUCUGAUCUAUGACGGGUACUACGCGGAUGAGAUCAAAUAUCUCGAGCCGCCUGGCUUGUUUGAAGCAAUCAAGGAGUUGCGCUCGGCGUUGGUUGCUGCUCAUAUGGCACCCUAUGUUGAGAUUUACGAUGUCCUUGCCAAACCAGGCGGCUCAAAACUUCCUUUCUGUCCUUUGACAGACGAGAAGGCUUGGCGAACUUGCGACAACCUCGUUCUGGGCUCUCUCAUCAUGGGUCUGAUGAGGUCGAACGUCAACAUCACGGCCAAGGACCCCGCCGAUGAUUUCACCGGCAGUCUAGAAUCUCUCAAAGGCAUCCUCCGUCGUCUGAGGAUAGAGGCGACAGAUCACCCGUACUCGCGACGAUGCGAGGACAAUUUGCAAGGCAGGAGGCAACGGGGGACAGCACAAGAGAUGGAGAUCAGGGCAGAGCAUGUGAUUAUCAAGCAGGAACAUGUGGACUAUAUCACGAAGCAGGCUCACAAGACUGGGUUGGACAAGAUAGACGACGACGAGGACUAG
Molecule: messenger RNA, 1071 nt
Organism: Colletotrichum karsti
Lineage: Eukaryota; Fungi; Ascomycota; Sordariomycetes; Glomerellales; Glomerellaceae
Exons: 2
Coding region: 1-1071 (356 amino acids)
Molecular function (GO): protein binding
Source: RefSeq, a predicted model, not a curated record